UAUUCUGUCUCCUGUCCUUAACCUAUAACGUUUAUCAACGAGCUGAAGAAAAUACCGUAAAAUAGGAAGUUUUUUUUUUAGAACAGUUUGGACCCACAAUGCAUUUCGCAACCAUACUUUGAUUGGUCCGAACCUCGGCAAAUGCCUGCCUUCGAUAAGCCUUGCAUCGUGUUUUGUAUUUUCAGGACAACAUUUUCUCAAAUGGAAAAGAGUCAAGAUUUCACCCUUUGUGGGAAAGAUGUUGUGACUGAAGCUGGUCUAAGAGAUGAUUACUACUGGAAGCUUGUUGCUGACUUUAUCGGCCCUCAGUCAGGAGAAGAAUUGACGCUCGAGAAAACAUCAUGUAAAUACAGGGUUCUGAUUCAAAUUGGACUUCUGAGAGAGGACAAUAACUUUCCCUGGAUCGCCAUCAUAGAGUGGCUCAAAAAAAUCUUCCCCAGGCAUCAGUCUGCUGACUUUCGGCGACUGAUUGAGAGGGGCAUCGCAACUACCUUGAGUCUUGAAAGUGAUGCACGGCUAACUUUCCUCGAGUCAGACGUCAACUUCAGCUUUGUCGGCCCAAUAUGUGACAGCAUUGGUGUAGAAAGGGAAGACCUUCUGGAGCUCACAAAUUUUUCAGAGCGAGCUCAGUCGAUAGAGGUCACAAAUGCACUGAUUCUUGAGCUGAGCGACUUUAUCGCUCGGGAGAAGCUUUCUCCAAUUGUCAUUGUUACUUGGCUGAGAAACUUCAACCCUGAGUUCUGUAAAGACGGGGACAUUCAGAAGGCAUAUAAAACCCUGAAGCCUAAGAUAAAGAAGAUCCGGUUGUUUUGUAACAAUCAUGAAACAAGAAGUCACAGAAGAAACAUACCAAUGGAAAAUCUGCUUCAAAGCCCAUUCGAACUGGUUCACAAGAAAAUGCCAAAGAUAAUUCUGAAGAAACGCAUAAAGAGAAAUGAGAUUAUUAAUUAUGAAAAAGUUGCGGUCAAAGAGGAGUACGAGAGCUGUGAAAUUUCCCAAUCUGAAGGGCCUGAGAUAAAAAAAAUGAACUUUGGGGACACAAUGCAGAGGAAUAAUGAUGAUGCGGGUGACACGAGUGAAGAGGAUCCAGACACGUGCAGUGGUGGGGAUAAAAACUCAGACAAUAGAGGGGAGUCACUGACUCUGUUAGAUAUUACAAUGCUGUCUGUUCAGAAGCUUUCAAGUGUGUAUGGUGGGAAAACUGCAGCAUGCAAACAGGUUUCCUUGGAUCUGCUCAAAAAUCAGUACGCUCUAACAAGCAAGGAGCACCCUGCCAUGAUGGAAUUUGAGAGGAAACUCGAUGCAUUGCCCGAAGAUGUUAAGCUUGUGCGUCCAGUGGAGUUUUUAAACUACAAUGCCCAUUUCCUCGUUGAUCUGCAUGAUGCGGUGGAGAAGCACAUAAUGAGCUUCGAGAAAGAGAUCGUUCAGUCUUCAGGGGAAAAACUGGGCAGAGAUAAGCUUCUGAAAUUCAAGUUCUUUGUGAAUUUGCCAGAAAGUGCCACUUUCCGCUUCAUUCACAUGGCCUGUGAUGUCUUGAGCCCACGCACACCUGACAUGCACAAUUACAGAAAACACUGGAUGGCUUUCUGUGCAGAAAAGAAAAACCCCUCCAGACUUGCAGUGAACCAGUCAAAUAGAUUCAACAACUACUUUGAAGCAGCUGCAGGCCUUAUUCACCACCACAAAGAGAUUGCUCUCUUCUUCUCUGACUUGCUCUUGAUGAACAAUGACGAAUGUACCAACGUUAUUCUAGAGAGCGUAGCGGCAGAUGCAAGUGACGCCGUCAUCCAGAGUUUUGUCUGUGUUCUAGCCAUAGUUUACUGCAAAAUCCUUGGCCCUUACUGGCAGCUUCUGAAGAGUGGAGGAGAAUACGCUCUGUUCAGUAAGUACCUGCUCUGCCUCUAUCAAAAGUUCCUGGACUGGUCGAAAGAUCCUUCAACUCUAUUGGAACCAGAGGAGGGCGCAAAUGUGUUUCUGCAGUUCCCUCUGCAAGAGAAAACUUUCAGGGGUGUGUUUGAGUACUGUGGCCAGUGGCACACAAACAGAGAUCUCAUUAAAGCUUGUCUGAAGAGAACCAUAAAGGUAAUCGCUGCCGUCACUGAGGAACAUCUGAAGAAGUUUCUUCCUGGAGGAAGCUUUUCUCAGAUACCUUCCACUGAAGUGAACCUGCAGCUAGUGAGUUGCACGUUCUCCGUCUUGAUGGCGGAAUAUCCCUUUGGCCAUGCAUAUCCUUAUAGAAAGGAAAGACCUGACAAGUUGUCAAAGGGCUCCUUGGUGUCUGGUAGCUCUCAGGAGGAUGGUGAGUCCUCUGGCAACAGCUCUGAUGAAUCGUCAAGCUUUCAAUAUAAAAAAAGUUUCCAAAAGCAGGACCAGAGUCCACAGAUGAAGAAGGUUUCUAAAAGAGCCCAGCCAGAGGAGCACGAAGAGAUCAUGGACAGGCAUUACAUCAUAGAAACAGUGGCCAGAAACGGAGGGCCAUGUAAAACGCAGCAAGAUGUGGAUAAGUUGAUGCUACGCUUCGAUGGAAAGUCCCGGCAGGAAAAGCGAGAGGGACUCCGCUGUGAGAUUCUGUACCAGCAAAUGGUCCUAAACAACCAAAACCCACACCUAGAGAGGCCAUACAUCAAUAGCACCCAAAUGAUGCUGAAGUUGAAGUUUGCCCUCCCUCGUGUGAAACCAAGCUUCUCUGUGGUGUUGGAGCCUCGAAAGACUAAAGUAAGAACCAAAGUCCAGAUUGUUCCAGAAGGUCUGCCAACUCCAGAAGUCGUGGUUCCUCCAGCUGAACAAGACAGUGUGUUAGAGCCUGUUGGUGAAAAUGUGGACGAAUGACAUCGUGGGACUUCAUAUUGAGAGAAAUGGACUUUGACUUCAGUCUUUUUGCCUGCAAAUUUUAGAUGUUUACUUUUGUGCCACUGUAGUACAAUUAUUGCUGUUGAGAAGGUUUUAAUAUUGCAUGUUUUUGAGAGUUUGCUGCAUACUACUCGUUACCAAUACCAAGGUAAUAUUAUGUUACUUUAUUUGGCGCUGUCAGAUGUCUGUCUCGUUUUCUUGAUGAUGUAUGAAUUUAAAAAAACAAAGUGCCAGGUGUCAUUGCAAGUAAAAUGUAGAAACCAGUU
Oryzias latipes (Japanese medaka) is the source of this 3116-nucleotide messenger RNA. RefSeq lists its product as uncharacterized. The record is from RefSeq and is a predicted model, not a curated record. Lineage: Eukaryota; Metazoa; Chordata; Actinopteri; Beloniformes; Adrianichthyidae. Gene Ontology annotation, molecular function: 3'-5'-RNA exonuclease activity.